This is a messenger RNA of Sinocyclocheilus anshuiensis, 3026 nucleotides long. Its product is annotated as phosphatidylinositol 4-phosphate 5-kinase type-1 gamma-like. Gene Ontology annotation, cellular component: plasma membrane. Lineage: Eukaryota; Metazoa; Chordata; Actinopteri; Cypriniformes; Cyprinidae. The coding region runs from base 297 to 2459 and encodes 720 amino acids. The record is from RefSeq and is a predicted model, not a curated record. The transcript is spliced from 17 exons. Gene Ontology annotation, biological process: phosphatidylinositol phosphate biosynthetic process. Gene Ontology annotation, molecular function: 1-phosphatidylinositol-4-phosphate 5-kinase activity.
CAUACAUGGUCAUACAUAAACUCUAUCAGCACCUCUUAGAUUAAGAACGGGCUCAUAACUUCAGCAGUUAGGUUUCUCAGUCUUUCUAGAUUGUUCCUCAGGUGCGUUUAAGAUGCUGUGUUGCAUUUCAAGGCAGUUUGAGGAUGUUUGUGCACAAACUUUUAGCACUUUUAUGCGCUGAAGACAUUAGUUUGACAUUCACUCGCUUCAUUAUCUCGUCUCUGUAGCCUCGAGGCUCACAUCAGUCAUUAUAUGUUCAUAAAGCGUCUCUUUAAUUGAUCGCCUCCAGCGCCGGGAUGAAAUCUGUCAGGUUCUCCAGAGAACCGAACCAAACCAUCUGUCUCCAUCAGAAAACUGCAGUCCUGGAAAACGACGCUGCUCUUAAGAAGACCUACAUAACCGAGAUGCCAUCUUCCUCGUGUCACUCCAGCUCUGGCCCUGAGAAGAAGAUCGGUCACAGGCGGGUCGAUGCAUCCGGCGAAACCACCUACAAGAAGACGACCUCGUCCGCCCUGAAAGGAGCCAUUCAGCUGGGGAUCGGCUACACCGUGGGUAACCUGAGCUCCAAACCCGAGCGGGACGUCCUCAUGCAAGACUUCUACGUGGUGGAGAGCAUCUUCUUCCCCAGUGAAGGCAGUAAUCUGACGCCGGCGCAUCACUAUCCAGACUUCAGGUUUAAAACGUACGCUCCGGUGGCGUUCCGCUACUUCAGAGAGCUCUUCGGGAUUCGACCGGACGACUAUCUGUAUUCUCUCUGUAAUGAGCCCUUGAUCGAGCUCUCAAACCCCGGUGCCAGCGGCUCCAUUUUCUACCUCACUCGAGAUGAUGAAUUCAUCCUGAAGACCGUCAUGCACAAAGAGGCUGAGUUCCUGCAGAAGCUGCUUCCAGGAUACUACAUGAACCUGAACCAGAAUCCCCGCACGCUGCUGCCCAAGUUCUUCGGCUUGUACUGCGUUCAGUCCGGCGGGAAGAACAUCCGUAUCGUGGUGAUGAAUAACGUCCUGCCGCGCAUCGUUCGCAUGCAUCUCAAGUUCGACCUGAAGGGCUCCACGUGCAAGCGCCGCGCAUCCAAGAAAGAGCGCGAGAAGUCCAAGCCCACCUUUAAAGACCUGGACUUCAUGCAGGACGUUCAGGACGGCCUCCUGCUGGACGUGGACACGUAUAACGCGCUGGUGAAGACGCUCCAGAGAGACUGUCUGGUGUUGGAGAGUUUUAAGAUCAUGGACUACAGUCUGCUGCUGGGGGUUCAUAAUCUGGAUCAGGCGGAGCGCGAGCAGCAGAUGGAGGGAUCUCAGAGCAGCAGCGAUGAGAAGAGACCGGCCGCGCAGCGAGCGCUUUACUCCACCGCCAUGGAGUCCAUUCAGGGAGGAGCGGCGUGCGGAGGCUCCAUAGACACCGAAGACACGAUGGGAGGCAUUCCUGCUGUCAACGGCAAAGGAGAGAGACUCCUGCUCUUCAUCGGCAUCAUAGACAUCCUGCAGUCCUACAGACUCAUAAAGAAGCUGGAACACACAUGGAAGGCUCUGGUGCAUGACGGGGACACUGUUUCUGUCCACCGGCCGAACUUCUACGCUGACCGCUUCUUCCGGUUCAUGAGCAGCACUGUGUUCAGGAAAAGCAGCUCGCUGAAGGCUUCUCCGGCUAAGAAGGGCCGUGUGGCGCUGACCGUGUCCAAAUUCAGCGGCCCCGGAGCGGCCUGCUCGGCCAGUCAGUUUACCUCAGAGAGAGACCAGAACAUCUAUGAUCUGAGAGGAGCGCGCAGCUUCCCCGUGCUGGAAAACCAUGGUCUGCAGUCUUGCACUCCUCCGUCAUUCGAGGAAGCGACCACGACGUCUGUGGCCACAACUCUGUCCUCAAACACCUCCAUAUCUAUCCCAGAGCACUCUCCGUCAGACACCACAGAGCAGCCGCGCUACAGAAGACACACAUUGCCUCUGAAAGACGCUGAGGGAAGGACGCAUGAAGUGGUGCACGUGCAUGAGGAAGAGCAGCAGACCAUCACUGUGCAGGUGGAGGUGAAGAGAGAGAGAGAAGAGGAGGAGGAGGAGCCAGACGUCUCUCUGACGCAUGCGGUGAUGGAUGUUCCUCCUCCAGACACUGUUGACCUUGUCCCAGAAACAGCCGCUUCAGCACCCGUUACCCAGGAAACCGUCUCCCAGGCAACACUUCCUGGUGACACCCAGACAACAGUUCCUGUGGAAACAGCUCCUUUGACAGAAACCGGGACCCUCGAAACAGCGCUGGCCCCUGAAGCAGCAGAGCCGUUCGGUUCUAGCCCGAAAAUGCAGUGUCCUGACGUGGACAGACUCUCAGAGUCCCAGAGCCGGGAGUCUCUGGAGGAAGAGGUCGCAUCAACCACUGACAUCUAUUUUUACGCUGAAGGCAGAUAUUGGGUUUAUUCUCCGGUGCUCCAGCGGAGGAAGCUCAGCUCCUGCAGUGGCGUAAGUGAACGGAUCUGAACACCUGAGAGCAGGACGUCCCAACCUCCUCAUACACAUCAAAUAUAGUCAUAAUAUCACAUUAUAAAGACUCCAUUUGAAUUUAACUUGACAUUGGCAUUUCUAUUACAAUCUCACAAACCCUCGGUUGGGAAAUCCUGCUGUAGACUGUAGUUUUUAGGGUUUUAUUAGAGUCAUGUUUCGUUGGUCUUAAAAUCCAGUAGCUCACCUUCAUGUGUAGUUUUUCACCCUGAUGGACAAAUUCAUGAUUCCUGGUAAUGCUUUCCACAUUGGGUUAGGAGUAUGGAAAACUAGCUUCUUCUUACUCAACAUUACAUAUUAAAAGAGUACGUGCAGCAGUGUGCAGUAUGCAGUACGUUUCAUAUAGUAUUAGGCUAUGCUUUGGUCACAUGACCAAAACACAUUACCAUGAAAGUGCUGCAUCUUUAAUCUUUUCAUUUUAAAUUUUGUGUAAAAUUAUCUUAAACUUUUUGCAGCCCAAUCAAUGAAUGAGUCAAAAAGGAGAUGAUAUUAAAUAUCAAAAUUAUUAUUACUUUAGGUUCAUCCAUCAAACUGGAAAAAGUAUAA